GAAAAACCAAACCAUCUCUUUCUCUCUCUCCCGUUCUUCCUCAUUGUCUUUUUCCAGGCGUAACAGAGUAGGCUGGGGCUGGCGAGAUAGAUUUGGCACUCCCCUACAAAGAACAGCUCUUCGUAGUGGGUUCCACCCCUCACUUCCCAAAUGUGAAAAAAGAGAUUUUGUCAUUUUUUUUAUUGAAAAUUUUAGUAUAAAAUAGAGGAUAAGAUCCACACAAUUCAAAGACCAAGGGCAACCCUACGUAUCCCUUCCCUUCGCCCCCUCCUCUGCCUCGAUUUCCUCAGCUUAUCUCUAGCUCUGUCUUUAUUCGUAUCUUUCUUUUAUGUUUUUGCAUCUGGGUUCGUCGGAUAUUGCAAGUUUCUUAUCAAAAAUUGUAUUUUGAAUUAACAUUCUGAUUGUCUGGUGGAUUUUGGAUUGUUUCAAGCUUUGGGUUUUCAUUAGUUUAUUCUUUAAUUUAGAUCAAAAUAGGUGCUUUUUUUUUUGGGUUCUGUCAAUGGGUGCUUUGGAUGGAGGCCAUUUCUGUGUUGAGCUUGAGAAUGGAAUGAAGCUGGAUGCAAGUGACCUGGGAUUGGAGAAAGAGCCAGAGACUAUAGUUAUUGAGGAUGCUGUGAAAGUUCUGUUGCAGGGCUUGGGUGAAGAUGUCAACAGAGAAGGUCUUAAAAAAACUCCUUUUCGUGUUGCUAAGGCACUUCGAGAAGGAACAAGAGGUUACAAACAGAAAGUCAAGGAUAUUGUUCAGGGAGCUUUAUUCCCUGAAGUGGGUUUGCAUGAUGGAGUUGGACAUGCCGGAGGAGCAGGUGGGCUUGUGAUUGUUCGAGAUCUUGACCUGUUCUCAUACUGUGAGUCGUGCUUGCUCCCAUUUCAGGUUAAGUGUCAUGUAGGUUAUGUGCCAUCUGGUCAGCGGGUUGUAGGAUUAAGCAAACUCUCUAGAGUAGCUGAUGUUUUUGCAAAACGACUGCAAGACCCACAACGUCUAGCAGAUGAAGUAUGUUCAGCUCUGCAACAUGGAAUUAAGCCAGCAGGGGUUGCUGUGAUACUCCAGUGUUUGCACAUUCAUUUUCCAAAUCUGGGGUCGGUCUUUCUUGACUCAAAGCAUCAAGGAUGGAUAAAGGUGCUGGUGUCUUCAGGCUCAGGGGUUUUCGAAAAUGAAAAUGCUGAUGUUUGGAGUGAUUUUCUGGGUCUUUUGAAAUUCAGAGGUGUAACUGUGGAGAAAAUUCUAACUAGGGACUCUACGAAACAAAGUUGGUGCCCUUCCUAUUCUUCCUCUGUUGCUAAAAUUUCCUCUGAGCUUGUAGCACCCAACCCUGGAAUGGUUGCUGCAGUAGUUUCAAUACUCAGAUCUUUGGGUGAAGAUCCAUUAAGGAAAGAGCUUGUAGAAACUCCUAGCCAUUUUGUGAGGUGGUUGAUGAACUUUCAGAAUACAAAGUUGGAGAUGAAGCUAAAUGGCUUUGCAUGCGGCAGAACAGAUCUUCUUAAACCUAGUGGGGAAGUCUGCUCCCACAAUAACGAAGAGAUGCAUUCAGAGUUGAACCUAUCAUUCUGGUCUCAAUGUGAGCAUCAUCUACUUCCUUUUCAUGGUGUUGUCCAUAUUGGAUACUUCUGCCCUGAAGGAUUCAAUCCCAUUGGAAAGUCCCUUUUGCAGUCAAUAGUACAUUUUUAUGGUUUCAAGCUCCAAGUGCAAGAAAGACUCACCAGGCAAAUAGCAGAGACAGUUUCACCAAUCUUAGGUGGAGAUAUCAUGGUAGUUGUGGAGGCAAAUCACACCUGCAUGAUCUCUAGAGGGAUUGAGAAGUUUGGCAGUAACACAGCUACUAUUGCUGUGCUUGGUCGAUUUUCAACCGAUCCUGCUGCUAGGGCUAUGUUUUUCCAGAGCAUUCCAAAGGUUCCUACAUCUGGAAUGUUGUAGUCAUAACCUGAAGUUCUUUUUCAGAGUUGGAUGUUGUCAUUCUUUGCCUCAGUUCAUGCUUUUUCAGUCUGCAGCAGUGCAGAAAAUGGUACAAUUUAUAGUGUAUACUUUCUUCAUGGAUUACCAAAAGGCAGCCUGGCUAUGUUCCGAUUGAUUAUUGGUGGCAGGAAUUCCACGCGAAAUUGAGAAUUUUUUUUGUUCUUACUCUCUGUAGCAUAAAUCCUCCCAGAUAAAUUUCAGGGGUGAGCCAUUAGUUCCAUUAUUAUUACUUUCUGGUCAUACCUUUUUUUUUUAUAAAUUUC
Messenger RNA from Durio zibethinus, 2214 nucleotides. Its product is annotated as GTP cyclohydrolase 1-like. Gene Ontology annotation, molecular function: zinc ion binding; GTP cyclohydrolase I activity; GTP binding. The record is from RefSeq and is a predicted model, not a curated record. NCBI's taxonomy places the organism in Eukaryota, Viridiplantae, Streptophyta, Magnoliopsida, Malvales, Malvaceae. Gene Ontology annotation, biological process: tetrahydrofolate biosynthetic process; tetrahydrobiopterin biosynthetic process. Gene Ontology annotation, cellular component: cytoplasm.